Molecule: messenger RNA, 1194 nt
Organism: Chondrus crispus (carragheen)
Lineage: Eukaryota; Rhodophyta; Florideophyceae; Gigartinales; Gigartinaceae
Exons: 1
Coding region: 1-1194 (397 amino acids)
Source: RefSeq, a predicted model, not a curated record
AUGGAAAAGCGCAAUGCUAAUAGAGAAGAUGGCCCAGAACCGCAACUCCAAGAGACUUGGAGUGAGGAAGGCGGACAAAGCGAAGAUAUCGAAGAUUCGGAGACGGCGCCUUCUAUUCUUGAGCCCGUAGAAGAGUCCCUGGCAAAAAUUGACGUCCAUACAGAUGGUGAGGACAAUGCCGAUAGUUCAAGCACUCAGAGUCCAAACUCAACCAUUGAACAGGAGCCAUCUGACCCGCAAUAUCCUGAGAACAAAUCCAGAAGCCAAGGAUCAAAUGGGGCUGAGGGUACAGAAACAGUGUUACAAACCGUUGGAAUUGACAAAUCAGCGGGAGGAAACUCUGCUUACCAGCACAAGUCGGAACGCCGCUCAAGAGCAAAAACCUUCCUGGUCGUCUUCAUGGGACACUCAGGUAGCACAGCAUUCACAACGGAGCUUCGAGCACAUUCACAGUUUGAAGUCAAGCGUCUCGAGCCGUUGGAUCACGGGGAGUACCAAAGAGACUCAAAAUUGGCGCUUCAGAAAGCUCGUGAAUUGAUGGAUCUAGGGAUUGCUAAUGGAAAGAUCCCCGGCUUUAAAAUUCGCCCGUGGCACAUAGGUAACAUGCCAGAGCAGUGGCAAAACUUUGUGAAAGAAUAUGACACUCGAAUCAUAUGGCAAUAUCGUGAGAACAUAGUCAAACAAGCCAUUGGUGAGUAUCGACACAGAUUUUUAAACGAUUCCUCCGUCGUGGAGGGUUUGAGAGCAGAUGAAGAGGUUUGCGCCAAGGACAGUGAUCAAAAGUGCAGAAUCAAAAUUGAGAACAUGAGAGGUCUGCACGGGCUCAUGAAUGACUUUUCCAGCAGUGAUGAACUGCUGGCAAGUGCAGCUCGCAAGCUACGACGGGACAAGGAUAUGAGCAUCGUGCGAUAUGAGGACUACCUCUACCACAGAGAAAGGACCAUGCACGAAACAUUCGACUUUCUAGGGGUCGACUACGAGGAAACUGCUCCGCAGCGAAAAAAGGCAAGCCCCGACAGCUUGUGUGAGAUGGUUAGCAACUUUCAAGAGGUUUGCGACCAUUUCUUGCCAUGCCAGUUGUGGAGAACCUACUUGCAUGAUCCUGUGAACAAUUGCAGAUGCAAGCCGGGAAGCUGGAAGACAUUUGACUCUACCUACUGCCGCCGGUCGGCCUGGUAUCAAUCUAAAGACUAG